Messenger RNA from Myotis lucifugus (little brown bat), 4133 nucleotides. RefSeq names its product limb development membrane protein 1 (gene LMBR1). Lineage: Eukaryota; Metazoa; Chordata; Mammalia; Chiroptera; Vespertilionidae. Bases 460 to 1608 code for a protein of 382 amino acids. Gene Ontology annotation, molecular function: transmembrane signaling receptor activity. The record is from RefSeq and is a predicted model, not a curated record. The transcript is spliced from 18 exons. Gene Ontology annotation, biological process: signal transduction.
CACCCACCUUGGCCUGGUGCUGCCCGCUCACCUGCUCCACCAUCCCUCUGCAGUCCCGCUCUUGUCGGGGCCCAUCAGGGCCGGCACCGCCUCCAUUGCUGCCUGCUUCCAGUGCCACGUCGCCGAUGCCCACCAUGUCUGCGCCACCCCCUGGUGAUAUGUUUCCUUCUCUUUGCCAUUCUUUACAUCGUUUCCUACUUCAUCAUCACAAGAUACAAGAGGAAGUCAGAUGAACAAGAAGAUGAAGAUGCCAUAGUCAACAGGAUUUCGUUGUUUCUGUGCACGUUCACACUCGCAGUGUCCGCUGGGGCUGUGCUGCUCUUACCCUUCUCCAUCAUCAGCAACGAAAUCCUACUUUCCUUUCCUCACAACUACUAUAUUCAGUGGCUCAAUGGCUCCCUGAUCCAUGGUCUGUGGAACCUCGCUUCUCUCUUCUCCAACCUUUGUUUGUUUGUCUUGAUGCCCUUUGCCUUCUUCUUCCUGGAAUCAGAAGGUUUUGCUGGCCUGAAAAAGGGACUCCGAGCCCGAAUCUUGGAGACGCUGGUCAUGCUCCUGCUCCUGGCGCUGCUGGUCCUGGGGAUGGUGUGGGUGGCCUCCGCGCUCGUGGACAAGGACGCGGCGAGCAGGGAGUCUCUGUACGAUCUCUGGGAGUUCUACCUGCCCUAUUUGUACUCUUGUGUAUCACUCAUGGGAUGUUUGCUGCUUCUCUUGUGCACCCCGGUCGGCCUGUCUCGCAUGUUCGCCGUCAUGGGCCAGCUGCUGGUGAAGCCGGCGAUUCUGGAGGACCUGGACGAGCAGAUGUACAUUGUUGCCCUCGAGGAGGAGGCGCUGCAGAGACGGCUCGCAGCACCGCGACCCUGGCUGCUGAGGUGGCAAAGCUUCAUGUUGUCCGGACUGUCUUCAUCAGUGGACUACAAUGUAAUGGAGCUGGAACAAGAACUUGAAAAUGUAAAGAUUUUUAAGACAAAAUUAGAGAGGCGGAAGAAGGCGUCGGCUUGGGAAAGAAAUUUGGUGUAUCCUGCGGUCAUGGUUCUCCUUCUCAUUGAGACGUCCAUCUCGGUCCUCCUGGUGGCUUGUAAUAUCCUUUGCCUGUUGGUUGAUGAAACAGCAAUGCCAAAGGGAACGAGGGGGCCUGGGAUAGGAAAUGCCUCGCUCUCAGCUUUUGGUUUUGUGGGAGCGGCACUUGAAAUCAUUUUGAUUUUCUAUCUGAUGGUGUCCUCUGUCGUCGGUUUCUAUAGCCUCCGCUUUUUUGGAGACUUUAUUCCCAAAAAGGAUGACACGACCAUGACAAAGAUCAUUGGGAACUGCGUGUCGCUGCUGGUCCUGAGCUCCGCUCUGCCUGUGAUGUCCAGAACCCUGGGAAUCACUAGAUUCGAUCUUCUGGGAGACUUCGGAAGGUUUAACUGGCUGGGAAAUUUCUAUAUUGUGUUAUCCUACAAUUUGCUUUUCGCUGUGGUGACAACACUGUGUCUGGUCAGAAAAUUCACCUCUGCGGUCCGGGAAGAGCUCCUCAAGGCCCUAGGACUCCAUAAGCUGCACUUAUCCAGGGCACCCCGGGAGUCGGACACCGCCAAGCCAUCUGCCAAUGGGCACCAGAAAGUCCUGUGAGGCCGCUCCGCUCUCAGCGCAGAUACGGGAGUGACUCGGACACUCCUGGUCCCAGGCGUGGCGGCCCCGCUCACGUUCUCAUUGUCCUCUGGGAACCUGCGGGGCGUGGGUUCCAGCCCCACACCCACGUCUGCUCUGUCGGGACGGCCACCAGGAGGCAGCCGGGAAGCUAGGGCUUCCGAGGACUCGCUCCAGCCCAGGACCUGCACACGUGGAGGCUGCUGGCGGCACCUGGUGCUGGAACAGGAGGUGGCCAAGGGCGUGGGGCGAGGCCAAGGGCGUGCACAAGGUGCCGGAGUGUCUGUGCCUGGGACGUGGGAGCUGGCGUGGCGCCUGAUAUUUUCCACGUCCUUGAUGCAGGAACAAAGCACAGUUCAGAUUUAGUUACAGAUGUGAGUCCAGGGGACACAGGGAACUCUUACCCCCACGCCUGGGCAGCCCUGCGUCACCAAGGUGGGAGGGAGGGGCCAGCCGGUUCCAAGUUCAUGGCCGGUCAGUGUCACCUCUCCUGGCACAGCUGCCAGUGUGAGACCCUGGGACCAGCGCCCGCCUUACGGGCUGUAUGACACCAUUUUUUAAGCCCUUUUUUCUAGACUCCCUUAACUCCUCAUGCUCCUUCGUCCAUCCUAAACUAAGCCCUCUGGGUAGAAACCCCUUUCUUUUGCUGCUGCUUCAGGCUUCGCUACUUUUGCCAUUUAAACCUCAGACCCGGAAAAGCAACCAGUUUAGCACCAAACGCACAGCAUCUGGUUCUGGCAUAAGAAGAGUUUGGCCGACUAUCGUGAUCUGCUAGCCACCCAGUUGUUAAGCUGUAAAUAAUUCUCGGGGUCGUGUCGUGGCCCCACGUCCACUGAAUAAAGUUGUCCCCCAGGAGACCGAGUUCUGUCGGUCGAGCGUGCAGGAUCCGAGGGCCCCCGCAAAGCCCCACGCCCGGUCUCUACAUGUCUCUACAUACACACGUAUGUUCACAUGUCUGUAAAUACGUACAUAUAUUCAUAUGCACUGUGUGUGUGCAAUGAGCCAUCUAUGCAGGCAACAGUAAAAUAACUUUUUUCUCAAAUUGUUGCAUUUAAAGCUUUUUUGGGGGGGGAGCAAUUAUGAAAACCAGGCUGUGUAUAUUGGACAUCAAAACAUUUCCACUUAGAGUCAAAAUAUUAAGAAAAAUGAAUGGGUAUGUUUGUAAGCUCCACUGACUGCCUGUCCUCCGUGUCCACCCACACUUCCUUCAGAGCCACGUGGAAAUGCAGGCCGCUUAAAAGAUAGUUGAGGAUUGUGAACAGUACUCGGUAAGCCUCGUGCUCGCGCUGGUGACGGCCAGCAUGGGACGCGCCCGAGGAGGCGCACGCAGGCGUGCUUUCUCGUUCCUGCAUCUGCCCGCGUGGGCAUCAGCUGCCAGCUGUGGCUUUCGCGGGAACUCGUGGGAGUCGCCCUGGGACAGACGGCCACGGGAGAAGACACGCUUCUUUCAACAGAGUGGCGCUGCCCAGUCAGCCCAGUUCAGGCACGUCCCGGGAAGAGUUCUGGGCAUGAGCACGACGUCCGACAGCGUCUGGGGCAGACAGUCACCUUUUCUGUGUUUGUGUCAGGUCUGUUCACUGACCGCUUCUCACUGAGGACUGAGCCACCUGGCCGGGCCUCCCGGGGAGGCCUGCUACGGACACCCACACACAGGGCCCUGCCCGGUCGUGGCCUGCACGCAGGGCCAGGGCCUGCAGGGACCUGUCAGUGAGGGCUGGUGAAGGCCAGCAGCCGUCCCCAAAGUGGCGCUGCCCCUCGUGACCACAGGCCUCCCCCUUCCCAUCUCCCGCGUCUUUUCUGAAGGCGUUAGGCCUGGGGGUACAGGUUUCUUGAGGAGACUCAGCUAACUCCUGUCAUUAAUUGGUUCUGCAUAUUUAAAUAAAAUAUUUUAAAAUUAUAAAAUUUACAGAUGACAACUUUUGUAAUGAUUUUCCAACCUAUUUCUUAGAUUUAAUGUUUUCUCAGCUUUAUGAACAUUCUCUCUAAGCUAGAUCUGUUCUAAGUAAACACAAACACAUUCACAUUAGUGCUCAGUGCACAGUGAGUGGUGGGUGGGAGGGAACUUUCUCGUGGUCCUGACUCCCAGGUGCGUUAAAGGUGUGUGCACACCUGGUCUUCGGGGCACCCACACCUGCCUGACUUUGCUGGACCACAGUGGUCCCCCAUGGCCUCGGUCACCCUGAAUCUGUCCACAGCACAGGUUGGAAGCCUUGUUGCUUUCUGGUCGUUUGCAUAGUAUUUAAUGAAUAAAGAGAAUUCUUACAGUAAUUUAAAAAAUAUAUGGGCGUAUAUACAGUACUGACUUUUUAAACUUUAAAAAAUCUUUUUAAACUUUAAAAAAUCUGGUCUGAUGUUACUUUAAAAAUAAUGUUUGGAGGCACUGGUAAAUUUGUUUACAGGGCAUUGUUUUUUUUGUUUGUUUUUUACAAAUUGUUACUCCUGUUUCUAUGAGAUAUUGUCAGUGUGACCAUUUAAAUGUCUUAGAAAUUAAAGUUUUACAAAAAUGA